AUGUUUGUUUGCUUUGCCCGCGAACACCGACUUGAGCGCUGUCUGGGUUCAUGGGUAAAAAACAACACUUCUCUGUUGCGGAGAAAAACACAUCUACCGUCUUCCGAUCCAACCUCGGGGCCUAACGUCAUGGAGGGGAAGAGGCAAAGACCCCCUACUGUGUCUGUGGGAGAUGGCGAAGCUGCAAAAUCUCAGUCCAAGGUCAAACGUAUCGUGUUGCCGAACUACACGUUCGUUAAUGAAGAGGAACGACUAAUAUCCGACCUUCUCGCCAAAUACGACAAGCGUAUCCGUCCAGUCAAUGCCACGUCGAGGAUGAUCAUCGUGGCCGUGGGUCUGGCCAUUACCGACGUAGUCGAUCUGCACGAGAAGGAUGAAGUGUUUGAGACAGGCGCCCUCUUGCGGGAGAUGUGGGAAGAUAUGCGUUUCCGGUGGGAACCAUCUAAAUACCGGGGAAUAUCGACCAUACAUAUUCCAGCGGCCAGCGUUUGGAAACCGGAUGUAGUUCUCCUUAACAAUGCCGACACGGACGUGGAAACAUUUGAUCCGCUGGUUGUGGUUUUCCAUACAGGAACAGUGAUAUAUAUUCCUAAAGUUCGCCUAAGGGCGAAGUGUCCGAUGGAUAUGACGAAAUUUCCAAUGGACAGACAGACAUGUCGGAUACAGUUCGGAUCUUGGACUUAUGACGUCACUCAUGUAAAUAUCACACACUUUACAUCGGAGGAAAAUGGGCUGGACAUCCGGGACGCAAGAACUAGUAAGGAAUGGAAAAUUGUGACCACUACAACGAAAAGAAUCGACCACAAAAACGAUUUUGGAAACGAAAUUUAUCCCUUAAUGGAAUAUUCGUUCAUACUACAGAGGAACUCUGUGUAUUACACACAAGUUUUCAUACUUCCGGCUGUACUCCUGGCGGUUCUCGUGCCCUUCACGUUUCUACUUCCGCCAGAAUCAAGGGAGAGAAUUACAUUAGGUUCAGUGUUAUUGCUUUGUAUAAUAGUCCUGCUGAUGAUGCUGCAACAGUUUCUACCCGACUCACAUCCAAACAUUCCUACUAUAGCCAGCUACUACAUUGUGACGAUCAUCUGGAUCACGCUGUCUCUUCUGACCUCAAUAUUUAUAAUCAAUAUACAAUCCCGGGGGCCCAGGAAGAAAAAAGUCCCAACCUAUCUCAGACAGCUUUUCUUGCGUGGACUAAAGAGGGUGGUAUGUUUGGGUGACGAUACUUAUUACCCACUGGACGAACUAGAGACGGUAUCAAUGCGCGGACUCGACCGAACUAUGGACGGAAUCGUUCGACAGGAAAACCCUACGCAGUCAAAAAUGGAACGUGACGUAGAAGAAAUAUUGCGUCAUCUACACACACUUACAAUACGAAGCACCGUCCUGGAAGCGAGGUACGAGAUCAGGAAUGAAUGGCACCAGGUGGCGCUCGUCCUCGACCGGAUAUUCUUCUUCCUCUUUAUUUUGACAUUCCUUCUGUAUACAUUUGUACUUCUCGCUUGAGACGAGAAAGAACGAGACUUAUAGGUAUUAUGUAUACAAUCCGGCGCCAUUUCCUAAAACUAUGACGCUGGGGAGGGGUGAGAAGUCAGUGACCUUCACACGAACAGAAUUUUAGUAAUAUGUAUUAAAAUGCGUAUUAUGCCUCUAGACAGCAAACGUACGACAAUCAUGCUCGUCCGAGCAGUUGUAAAAAAAAACAAUAUUCAAUAAAAUAUCCUCUAUGGGGCGUUGUGCUUUUUGUUGUGUAGACAUCUUCGACCGAUCACUAUUCGAAAACGCAAUUCAGGAAAGUAGAUAGGGACAACACGCUGGCUAGUUCGAGGCUAUCUAGCGUUAAAGGGUUAGUGAAUGUUGGACACGCCGUAUUUAUUUAUACUGAUAUAUGUGUGUUAUAUAGGCGUGGAUAAUUACACCAGCAUAUCGUCUACUGAUGUCAGAUAUCCAUAGUUGUUACUGAUGUCUGUAGCAGAUAUCAGAAUAGUGGUUAUAUGGCCACAUAACGGUGGCUUUCUGUGUUUAUUACGUGGAAAUCACAAAGCAAUAUAAUGUCUGAAAGCUUUCUAAUGAUCUAGAAAAAGUCGUGUCAGACAUUGGAUCUAUCGGGUAAAGUGUUGUAACUUUUUCAUUUAAUCUUUAUUAUUUUGUAAUUCUUUAAAUAUUUUGUAUCAUGAUGUGUAUUAAUUACAUCUAUAUAUAUAUAUAUAUAUAAAGAUUGAAUGAUUUGUAAAUAUUGUUACAAGAUCAUUUGUAUUGUGGUGUUUUUGUGAAACGUUCGAUAUAUAUAUAAAAAAUCUUUAUAAU
Pecten maximus is the source of this 2307-nucleotide messenger RNA. RefSeq names its product neuronal acetylcholine receptor subunit alpha-5-like. Gene Ontology annotation, biological process: nervous system process; signal transduction; monoatomic ion transmembrane transport. Lineage: Eukaryota; Metazoa; Mollusca; Bivalvia; Pectinida; Pectinidae. The transcript is spliced from 7 exons. Gene Ontology annotation, molecular function: acetylcholine-gated monoatomic cation-selective channel activity; transmembrane signaling receptor activity. The record is from RefSeq and is a predicted model, not a curated record. Bases 1 to 1506 code for a protein of 501 amino acids. Gene Ontology annotation, cellular component: synapse; neuron projection; postsynaptic membrane.